Molecule: messenger RNA, 842 nt
Organism: Drosophila subobscura
Lineage: Eukaryota; Metazoa; Arthropoda; Insecta; Diptera; Drosophilidae
Product: chaperone protein dnaJ 20, chloroplastic
Exons: 1
Coding region: 60-683 (207 amino acids)
Source: RefSeq, a predicted model, not a curated record
CGUAGAUUUAUUGUAUCGUAUUCGGACUGGGCCAAAUUUUUAGUUGAAAUUGAGGAAAUAUGCAGCGCCGUCAGUCGGAGAACUUUUACCAAGUGCUAAACGUGCCCGUCAACUCCAGCGAUCAGGAGAUCAAGAGCGCCUUCUUUGAGCUGUCCAAGCAGUAUCAUCCGGAUGCCAACAGUCCGAGCUGCGACUCCGAGCGCUUCUCCAGGCUGUGGGAGGCAUACAAGACGCUGCACAGGCCCAGCACGCGGCAGCACUACGACAACAGCAUGAACUUCAAGCAGCAAACGGGUCCCCAGCUGCACAGAUGCCAGCAGAACGUGGCCAGUGUCUGGCAGAAGUUUCACACACAGAUGCGGAAUAAGCAAAAGCGAUCCUUCUACAAUGGGUUGGCAGUGUGGAGGCCAAAGACAGCGGUCACCACUUGGCUGCCAGAGAAAAAGGCGGUGCUGAACACUAAACCUGGCUGGGAGACUCCUGCUUCACUCAGAUUCAACUGGAGGUUAAAUUUGUGCUGCACGGGCUUCAGCCUGGUCAGUGGAUUGCUCAUACUGAGCUCCCUCAAGGUGUGGCGUGGGCAUAACUGGAUGUCUGCGCCACACAAAAAGAGCUCCAGGCAGGAUGAGCAAUCCCCUAGUGUGGCAAAUAGCUCUUUGGAGCUCAUGUGGUCAUACUUCUAGGAGAGACCACCCACCAGACCGGGCUGUGGCUGUGUCAACUGCCAUCUUCCAACAAUCUUUUUACCAGCGUGUCGAGGCAAACUCAUGCAUAUGCAUGAGGCAUGCCAACUAUUAUUUUGUUAGAUUUCUGAGUGAAAAAUAUAUAAAUUUGCCCGUUAA